This is a messenger RNA of Miscanthus lutarioriparius, 1014 nucleotides long. The record is from the annotation of a GenBank genome assembly. NCBI's taxonomy places the organism in Eukaryota, Viridiplantae, Streptophyta, Magnoliopsida, Poales, Poaceae.
AUGCCGUACUGCGUGGUGACCGCGGCGGCCGUCGCCGGCGGCGAACAGGAGGAGGUGCGUAUCUUCUACCAGCGGUACGGCCACGGCGCCACCAAGGUCCUCCUCAUCAUCGGGUUCGCCGGGACGUACGAGUCGUGGGCCCCGCAGGUGAAGGGCCUGACGGGCGCCGUCGAGCCCGUCGACGAGGAGGCUCCGGCCGACGACGGCGACGACUCCGGCGCCGCGGAGGGCGUCGAGGUCUGCUGCUUCGACAACCGCGGCAUGGGGCGCAGCUCCGUCCCGGCGCAAAAGUCGCAGUACACGACCGUGAUCAUGGCCAAGGACGCGCUAGCGCUCAUGGAUCACCUGGGAUGGCGAAGAGCGCAUGUCUUCGGCCACUCCAUGGGUUCCAUGAUAGCUUCGAAAUUGGCCGCAAUGGCGCCGGACCGGGUCGCGUCGCUGGCGUUGCUCAACACCACCGGAGGAGGCUACCAGUGCAUCCCAAAGGAAUACCUUGAGGAAGUUAUUGGAACAAGUACCAGAAGACAGAUGCUUUAUCAGGAAUAUGUUAAAGAAUUAGACAGGAUUCGCUUCGCAGGUUUCCUUGUUCUAAUUAUUCAUGGCAGGGAUGAUGUCGUUGCUCAGUUGUAUCGUGCAAGGAGGCUUGCACAGAAGCUCCAGCCUGCCGCUAAACUGGUUGAGCUCCACGGAGGCCACCUUGUGAGCCAUGAAAGACCAGCUGAGGUUAAUAUGUCACUCAUGGAGAUGAUGAAGGCAUCGAAAUCAAAUACAGACCUAGAGGAGUGGUCAAACCUUCCAAACAAUUCUGAUGGUCUUCUUCUAUCUGGAUCAGCAAGUUGUCUUACCAAAAGAGACGAUGACAGAGUGAAUUACCUCGUCUUCACAUACAAUCUACUCGGGAAGCUCCAACUUAUUUUUCUCUUCAUCUUUGGAGUGUUCUAUGUAAUUCUUGAACACGUGAGGAGAGUUGUAAGAAUUUUGAAGCCUGUCAGGGUGUCUGCUUCCACCUUAUAG